Messenger RNA from Polistes dominula (European paper wasp), 2762 nucleotides. Its product is annotated as terminal nucleotidyltransferase 5C. The record is from RefSeq and is a predicted model, not a curated record. Lineage: Eukaryota; Metazoa; Arthropoda; Insecta; Hymenoptera; Vespidae. Gene Ontology annotation, biological process: mRNA stabilization. Gene Ontology annotation, molecular function: RNA binding; poly(A) RNA polymerase activity.
GAUGUUCGACUCGGGUGGGGCGGUGAUGCACGCUGGGAUGGACCGACUAGAGAAUAUCAGUUCCAAACUUCCUACCGUUCACGUUCCGCAUUCAAUUCUGACUUUUCCCGCAAUCGUUCCGCAUUUUCAUAUUUAAACGCUUAAUUAUUUUAAUUAUUUAAAUAUUAUUACGUUACUUUUUAUUCACUAAAAUUAUCGUCCCGAAAAUAAUAUUAUUAAGUCGGGAGGUUAAUCUAACCUUAUUUGGUAUUCUUCUUUUGCGUGUGUUAAAAAAUACACGAAGAUUUACACAAGAUUGGUUAUUUAUUUUUAUUAUUUAUAUAUUCGUUGUUGUGUGUUGUAAGAAGAAAUUGAUAGAAAGAUAUAAACAGGUUAAAUAGAUACUUCAAGGAAGUUGGUGAAGUGAGUGUGAGAGAGAAAAAGAGAAGAAGAAGGAGAAGGAAGGAAGGAAGGAACUGGUAUCAACUCGUAACUUCUUUUUCUCUCUCGCUCCACCUUUGGUGUCAGAGAAGUAUAUUCACGUGGACCAAUCAUCGAACGGUGUCGAAGUGAAUCUCGUUAGGAAAAGCGGAAAACCGAAAGCCUCAUAGUUAAAGGGAAAAGAUACGCUGCGGUGAAUUAGUCGAGUGCAAGAGAGAUCGAUUACGUACAUAACCUCGAACUUUCCUCGUGUACGCCCUUAUUUGCGUAUUUUCUUUAAUAUUAUCUUCAAUAUUUUAUGGUUUUAUUCAUUUUUGUUAUUAAAAUCGGUGUAUAGACUAGAAAAAAAACAACAACCAUAUCAAGUAGUGUUAGUGUGAUAUUAUUGGUAAAAAUAAAAAUAAAAAAAUAAAUAUGACAAAAAUAAACUUAACAAACGAAAAACAAUCGUUGCUACCGUCUUCGUGUAAAAAUCUCAACGAUCAACAAAAAAAUAAGAAAGAGGAAGGAGAGAAAGAUUCUCUUCUAACGCAGGUUAGAAACGAGGAAAAUAAAGGGAUGAUUGAGAUCGUCGUUAAUAGUAUCCGAGAUGAAAAAAAUAAACAGGAAGAAGACGAGAAUGAGAAUGAGGAAUCGGCGAACAAGAAAGCAGAAGAAACGAUGACCAAAAUUACUCAAUGCAUUCAGAUGGUGCCAUUGAUGCAGUGUGGCUCUCUGGACAUUGGCAACGAACGCCGGCGUUGGGUCGCUAUGAUGGAGUCGCUCUGUCAAGUGAACAACAAAACCAACAACGGGAAUGAUUCGAACAAGGAGAACAGUAACAAUCAUUUGAACAAUCAACACAAUAAUAAUAAUAAGAACAACAGUCACAAUAAUAAUUCAGAUUGCCCUGAUCCUCAACAAAGGCUGGCCGUGUUGAGUUUCGAGCAGGUGCGUCGAUUGAACGAUGUGAUGGACGAAGUUGUAAGCAUUCACGGUAGGGGGAACUUUCCAACAUUGGAGGUUAGACUGAGAGAUCUCGUAACAGUUGUACGUAGCAAACUAGAAGGUGACCCUAGUAAUGGAGGUGCUGGCAUGAGGGUAAGGGACAUCAGAUUGAACGGUGGUGCAGCGUCGCACGUAUUGGCAACCGAAUCCCAACCUUACAAUGAUCUUGAUCUGAUAUUCGCUGUUGAAUUAUCCAGCGGCCGUAACUACGACAAGGUUAAGGCUGCGGUAUUGGGUUCUUUGUUCGAUCUUUUACCGGAGGGUGUAAGCCGAAAACGCAUAACAACGUGCAGCUUGAAAGAAGCUUACGUCAGCAAGAUGGUCAAAGUGAAUAACGACGGCGAUAGAUGGUCUUUGAUAUCCCUUGGGAAUUCACGUGGACACAGGAACGUAGAAUUGAAAUUCGUCGACUCUAUGAGACGACAAUUCGAAUUUUCCGUGGACAGUUUUCAAAUUGUCCUAGAUUCUCUGUUAUUAUUUUACGAGUGCAGCAAAUUACCGAUCGGUGAAAACUUUUACCCAACCGUAGUAGGCGAGUCUGUUUACGGUGAUUUCCAAGAAGCACUCUACCAUCUUCACAAGAAACUCAUAUCGACGAGGAAUCCGGAGGAGAUAAGAGGCGGUGGUUUAUUGAAAUAUUGCAAUCUCUUGGUCAAGAUGUACAAGCCGGCUAAACCGGACUACAUAAAGACCCUCGAGCGAUACAUGUGUUCGAGAUUCUUCAUCGACUUUCCUGAUAUAAGUCAGCAACAGGCGAAGCUAGAAAACUACUUGUGGAAUCAUUUCGUUGGGCCGGAAGAAGAAGCCCUAAAAUACAAGUACCUGAUGCUUUUGCACAAAGUCGUUGAAGAGUCGACGGUUUGUCUGAUGGGUCACGAACGGCGACAAACGCUUGCAUUGAUCCAAAAUCUGGCAUGCCAGGUAUUUUAUCAAGAACAACAGCAACGACUGACGAAUCAUCAACAACCACCACCGGGACCACCAGCGACCUACGUUUACGCUAACGGCUAUUAUUAUACACCCGUUAUACCUACUGCGUGUUAUACUUGCACUUGCAACUCUUGGAUGGCGUGUUCGUCGUGAUGCGACCCCGUCGUCGUCCUAUCCAUUACCGUCGCCAAUUAUUUCUUAUUAUACCCUACUACCAACCCCGUCCUCGUUGUUAUUAUCUUCAUCCGCGGGUUGAUUCCUCCUCCUAAGUGGUGGUGGACUACUUCUUCGUUGUGUUCCCGUGGCUCCUGUAGAAAACGAUGGGACAAAGUGAGAUCGACUAAAAUCGAUCUACAACUACUACUAUUACUACUACUACUACUACUACUGCUACUACUACUACUACUUAUAAUACUACUAUUAUU